Closterium sp. NIES-65 is the source of this 2706-nucleotide messenger RNA. The record is from the annotation of a GenBank genome assembly. Lineage: Eukaryota; Viridiplantae; Streptophyta; Zygnematophyceae; Desmidiales; Closteriaceae.
AUGGAUGAUGAUGAGAGCGAUGAGGACCUGUCGGGGCUGUCUAAGGAGGAGCUGGGGCGGAGAAUCGCGUCCCGAUGGGCGCAUGGGGAGGACGGUCCUGGGGGCGCGGAGGUGGAGGGGGGAGACGGGGACGGGGGGAAGGCGGACGGGGAGGGUGAGGGGGAGGGGGAUGAUGGGGUUGAUUUGGGCGGGGAGGAUGGCCCCUGCUGCCCCUUCGCCCACAUCCUUGAGGGACAAGGCAAGGCAGGUGUGAUCGCGGGUCUCCUACCUCGCCUCCUACUCACCCCCCCGCCCUCUUCUUUCCCCCAUACCCCCCUUCCCGCUUUUCCUCCCGCCCCACCCUCCUCCCGCUUGCUCCCCGCCAUCAGCGCCUGCCCCGCCGCCAUCGCUGUGGGACAAGGCAAAGCAGGUGUGGACGCGGGUGUCCGCCCUCGUCUCCACCAAGCCUUCUCUGCCAGUGAACGAAACAGGUGGGUCUACCUGCUGACGAUCCGCUCCGAGUACAACGUUAUCUCGACCAAGCUCAGCAAGACUAAGGGGCGACUUCGCACGGUGAAGGAAAACCUGGAGAAGGACCUGGUUUGCUUCAUUCGCCGACCACUGCUUCUCCUUCAAAGUCAACCAGUUAAGAUGCCAAUCCGCAUGCACCAUGCAUGUCCAUGCCAUGCCAUGCCAUGCAUGCCCAUGCCAUGCCACGCAUUCCAAUGCCAUGCCCAUGCCGUUCUCCAUCCAACCACCAACCUCCCCCUCACUUCCUCCCCUUCCUCCCCCUUCCUCCCCUUCCUCCCCUUCCUCCCCCUUCCUCCCCUUCCUCCCCCUUCCUCCCCCUUCCUCCCCUUCCUCCCCCUUCCUCCCCUCCCUCCCCUUGUAAAGCUCGUUUCUCACUUGACCAUCCACCAUGUUGCUCUUGACCCUCUCCUCCCGUUCCCCCCUUCCUCUAUCCACCUCCUCUUCCCGUCCCUUCUCUCCCACACCCUCCUCCCAUUCCCCUCCUUCCCAAACCCCCCUCCCAUUCCCCUCCUUCCCAAACCCCCCUCCCAUUCCCCUCCUUCCCAAACCCCCCUCCCCUUCCCCUCCUUCCCAAACCCCCCUCCCCUUCCCCCUAUGAUGCGAAAGACGCGUCCUGCGACGCAGCGUCCUCUGAGCGUCUUUCGCAUCAUAGCCUUCCCCUCCUUCCCAAACCCCCCUCCCCUUCCCCCCUCCCCUUCCCCCCUCUCCUUCCCCUCCUUCCCAAACCCUCCUCUCCUUCCGCCUUCUCCCAAGACACCCGCCUUGCCUCUCCCCCCUCCACACCCUCCCCCUCUCGUCCCCCUCAACCCCAGAUAUGAGUAUGAGUACGAGGUGUGCCCAUAUCGGCAGGUGAAGCAGAAGGAGAAGCACCACUCUGAUACCACCAAGGUGAAGCAGAUGGAUGGGGGAUCACCACCAGUCUGCUCUGAUACCAGUAGUACCCCAGUACUUGCCCCCACAGUGGAGCUACCGGUGUGCUAUGCGGUGCUGCGGGGUGCUCAGAGCUGCUAUUCUUCAUUCGGCUUGCUUGCUUUCAUCCCUGCAGCAUUCGGCUUGCUUGCUUUCAUCCCUGCUGCAUUCGGCUUGCUUGCUUUCAUCCCUGCAGCAUUCGGCUUGCUUGCUUUCAUCCCUGCUGCAUUCGGCUUGCUUGCUUUCAUCCCUGCAGCAUUCGGCUUGCUUGCUUUCAUCCCUGCAGCAUUCGGCUUGCUUGCUUUCAUCCCUGCUGCAUUCGGCUUGCUUGCUUUCAUCCCUGCUGCAUUCGGCUUGCUUGCUUUCAUCCCUGCAGCAUUCGGCUUGCUUGCUUUCAUCCCUGCAGCAUUCGGCUUGCUUGCUUUCAUCCCUGCUGCAUUCGGCUUGCUUGCUUUCAUCCCUGCUGCAUUCGGCUUGCUUGCUUUCAUCCCUGCUGCAUUCGGCUUGCUUGCUUUCAUCCCUGCAGCAUUCGGCUUGCUUGCUUUCAUCCCUGCUGCAUUCGGCUUGCUUGCUUUCAUCCCUGCUGCAUUCGGCUUGCUUGCUUUCAUCCCUGCAGCAUUCGGCUUGCUUGCUUUCAUCCCUGCAGCAUUCGGCUUGCUUGCUUUCAUCCCUGCUGCAUUCGGCUUGCUUGCUUUCAUCCCUGCUGCAUUCGGCUUGCUUGCUUUCAUCCCUGCUGCAUUCGGCUUGCUUGCUUUCAUCCCUGCUGCAUUCGGCUUGCUUGCUUUCAUCCCUGCUGCAUUCGGCUUGCUUGCUUUCAUCCCUGCAGCAUUCGGCUUGCUUGCUUUCAUCCCUGCAGCAUUCGGCUUGCUUGCUUUCAUCCCUGCAGCAUUCGGCUUGCUUGCUUUCAUCCCUGCUGCAUUCGGCUUGCUUGCUUUCAUCCCUGCUGCAUUCGGCUUGCUUGCUUUCAUCCCUGCAGCAUUCGGCUUGCUUGCUUUCAUCCCUGCUGCAUUCGGCUUGCUUGCUUUCAUCCCUGCUGCAUUCGGCUUGCUUGCUUUCAUCCCUGCUGCAUUCGGCUUGCUUGCUUUCAUCCCUGCAGCCGCUGGUGAAGCUGGAGUGAAGCUGGAGUGCGGACUGAAAACAGGGAUCAAGUCAGUGGAGGAGCCAAGCCGAUGCGAGUACGAAGCGGUGCUCGUGACGACUGCAGUGUGCAACGCAGAGCUGGCACAGGAGCUGGAGAGGCAGCUGAAGCAGAUGGAGGAUGAUUUGGCUGGUCACGAUGAGCUGUAA